Trichophyton benhamiae CBS 112371 is the source of this 1008-nucleotide messenger RNA. RefSeq lists its product as uncharacterized. The record is from RefSeq and is a predicted model, not a curated record. NCBI's taxonomy places the organism in Eukaryota, Fungi, Ascomycota, Eurotiomycetes, Onygenales, Arthrodermataceae. The transcript has 3 exons. The coding region runs from base 1 to 1008 and encodes 335 amino acids.
AUGGGCGAGUUGCCCGUCACCGAGGGGGUGCCCGGGAUAGGAGAGAGAGAGGGAGCAGACAGGAGGCCCGGGGCUUUGCUGCUGGCACCUUUGCUGGCGGACAGAGACGAGGACGGGGUCAGGUUCAAGGGCCGGAUAUGCGAGGAGGAGCGCCGGCGGUGGUGCGUGGAGCUGCUGGCUGGGGUUUCUGAGGAGGACGAGAACGAUUCAGGCAUGGACGAGAGCCGGAGAGCAGAGAAGCGAGCCGCGGGGCCUGUUUCGCAGGUUCAGGUCAGCAAUCGGGCCAUCCUGGCGCGGGAGUUGGCUGAUAUUUUUUUUCUCUCCACGGUGGAGACAGCAGCGCAGAGGAUAUGGAGACUGGCCAACAACUCGCUCCAGAAGAAACGACGGCGAGCCUGGUCGUCAGUCCGUCGGGCCCUGCUGGGUGCACAGAGGAGAGGGAAAGGGAAUAAAAAGGAGAGAGAGAGAGAGAGAGAGAGAGAGAGAGCAGCAGAAGUUGGAGAUGGACGUGUUUUUCUUUUUCCGCCAGCAACAACAACCGCUCUGCUGCCCCCGUCGAGUUUCUCUGCGUCGCUGUGUCACUGCAGGCGUCCUCUGGCUUCUUUUUUUCCCCCGGGGGCUGCGUCUGCUGGGCCAGGAUGUCUUGGAUUGCGAUACGAGCUGAGCGAUGGAGAGACACAGCGAAAAGACGACCAAGACGAAGACGAAGACAAGAUUCGACGGAGAAAGAGACUUUUUUUUCUUCUUUUCUUCCGCAAGAUUCAAGGGGACGGCGGCUUUGCUUGGUUCAGCUGGUUACUGGUCGAGGUCCUUUUUUUUCUCUCCUCUGUCGACCAAACUACGGGAGGACCGUCUGGACCGCCACCGCGAGAUACAGCCAAUGACAGCGCCAUCCAGGGGAGGAGGAAAAUGGGCCACCAGAGGGCGCUGAGCCAGCAAAGGGGGAACCGCCUCUCCGCUCUUCUUCACCUCCCGUACGCGCUCUCUUUCGCCUGGCUUGCCCCCUGA